Molecule: messenger RNA, 1574 nt
Organism: Panicum virgatum (switchgrass)
Lineage: Eukaryota; Viridiplantae; Streptophyta; Magnoliopsida; Poales; Poaceae
Product: U-box domain-containing protein 21-like
Exons: 1
Coding region: 80-1414 (444 amino acids)
Biological process (GO): protein ubiquitination
Molecular function (GO): ubiquitin protein ligase activity
Source: RefSeq, a predicted model, not a curated record
CACAAGAGAACAACCCAGCACGCCUCUCCGAGUACUCAUCGUCCACCUCCUGACCUUCUAGCUAAUUCCGCUUGUUCCGAUGGCGCUGCUGGCGCGGAGGGCGCGGAGGGCAGUCGCCAAGGCGGCGCCGCUCGGCGGCGGCGGCGGCGGCGGCGUGGAGCUGGCGAUCCCGGCGCACUUCCGGUGCCCGAUCUCGCUGGACCUGAUGCGGGACCCCGUCACGGGGCCGACGGGGAUCACGUACGACCGGGAGAGCAUCGAGGCGUGGCUGGACACGGGCCGCGCCACCUGCCCCGUCACGCACGCGCCGCUCCGCCACGAGGACCUCGUCCCCAACCACGCCAUCCGGCGGGUCAUCCAGGACUGGUGCGUCGCCAACCGCUCCCGCGGAGUCGAGCGGAUCCCCACGCCCAAGAUCCCUGUCACGCCCGUCCAGGCAUCCGAGCUCCUCUUCGACCUCGCCGGGGCCGCGCGACGCCGCGACGCCGCCGCGCGGUGCGCCGAGGUGGUCGCCAAGAUAAAGGCCCUCGCGAGGGACAGCGAGCGGAACAGGCGCUGCUUCGCGUCCAUCGGCACGGGCCGCGCGCUCGCCGCCGCGUUCCAGACGCUCGCUGCCGCUGACGCCGCGCCGGCGGGGCGCGUCCCCGAGGACAUCCUGGCGGCAUUGGUCUGCAUGAUGCCGCUGGACGAGGAGGCCGCCGGGACAUUGGGCUCGCCGAGCUCGCUGGGGUCUCUGGUCGCCAUUGCGGAGAACGGGAGCUUGGCGGGAAGGAUGAACGCCGUGCUCGCGAUCAAGGAGAUCGUCUCGUGCGACGGAGCGUUCGUGGAUUUGAGCGAGAAGGUGGACGCAAUCGUAGACUCGCUGGUCAAGAUCAUCAAGGCUCCCAUCUGUCCGCUGGCUACCAAGGCCGCCAUGGUCGCCACCUACCACCUGGCGCGGUCCGACGAGCGCGUUGCGGCUCGCCUGGCCACCGCCGGGCUCGUCCCGGUGCUCAUCGAGGCCCUCGUCGAAGCCGACAAGAGCGUGUCCGAGAAGGCGCUGGGGCUUGUCGACGCGGUGCUCACGUCGGAGGAAGGCCGCGCGAGCGCGCGGGCGCACGCGCUCACCAUGCCCGUUCUGGUCAAGAAGAUGUUCCGCGUGUCCGACCUGGCCACCGAGCUAGCCGUGUCGGCGAUGUGGCGCCUUGGCAAGGCGCCCUGCGCUGGAGAAGAGGACGAGGCGGUGGUGCGGUGCCUGGUCGAUGCGCUGCGGGUUGGCGCCUUCCAGAAGCUGCUCCUGCUCUUGCAGGUCGGCUGCAGGGACGCAACCAAGGAGAAGGCCACCGAACUGCUCAAGAUGCUCAACAAGCACAAGGGCGUAGGCGAAUGCGUCGACGCUGGGGAUUUCCGAGGACUCAAUAGGCUGUCGGCUUAAAUCAAAGGGGGGACUAUGAUGUAAAAAAGGGUACUGUAAAAUAGAGAGAUGCAACCUGUAAGUAGAUAGGGAUAGUUGCAAUUUUGUUGGACAUGUUUCCAUGAUAUUUCGGCAGUUUAGGUUCAACUGAAAACAUAGAUCUUUUUUUUCCUUUUGUGAA